AUGGCUUCAAAUUACCGCGUUGUUGAGCCUCACCCUUCGGUGCCUCACACCACUCGUCCUGCCGUUUUCACUGGCCGCGGAGGCUCCGGCAAUGUCGUCAGUCUUAAGAACACCAAGACCACCGAAUCGCGCACCGCAACUGGUCCCGCCUCAUUAACUCGCCUCGACUCCCGCGCUCCAACAACUUUCAUCGCUGGCCGAGGUGGUGCCGGCAACGUCCACAGCAGCUCCGAGCGCGCCAUCUUCAGCUUCGACGAGGAGCUCGAGCGCGACUGUCGCCGCGCUGCCCCUGUCUACCACGUUGGUCGUGGUGGUGCCGGCAACAUGAUCAGCCGCGCCGACGACUCCAGCAGCAACUACAGCCUCAGCCGCAAGUACUCCGGCGCCAGCACUGCGACAAAUAGCAGCACCGGAUCCGUGGCCGACCGCGCUCGCGACAUGGCCCGCCGAGGCCUGGAGAAGGGAUGGGGCAAGCUCAAGGGCACCGCAUAA
Molecule: messenger RNA, 492 nt
Organism: Penicillium verhagenii
Lineage: Eukaryota; Fungi; Ascomycota; Eurotiomycetes; Eurotiales; Aspergillaceae
Product: DUF3602 domain-containing protein
Exons: 1
Coding region: 1-492 (163 amino acids)
Source: RefSeq, a predicted model, not a curated record